AAUUCUAGAGAGUGGGUUUCUUCCUAUUCCGCAUUACCAUAAAGGAGGAAGGAAAUGCUAUUUUAAGUUGCUCUGUAUUCUCCCCAAAGCCUAUAUCGUAGCGUAUCGUCAACCACCAGCGGCGGCGGCGCAACACCACCAAACCAAUCGACGAAACCACCCCUCAGAUCUGAUUUCGUCUCGAUGGCUUCGAAGCGGAUCUUGAAGGAGCUGAAGGAUUUGCAGAAGGAUCCUCCUACUUCCUGCAGCGCUGGACCUGUUGGUGAGGACAUGUUUCACUGGCAAGCUACUAUAAUGGGUCCGCAGGACAGCCCUUACUCCGGCGGGGUUUUUUUGGUUACGAUUCAUUUCCCUCCGGAUUACCCCUUCAAGCCUCCAAAGGUGGCAUUCCGGACCAAGGUUUUCCACCCUAACAUCAAUAGCAACGGCAGCAUUUGCCUUGACAUCUUGAAGGAGCAAUGGAGCCCAGCCCUAACAAUUUCCAAGGUGUUGCUGUCGAUCUGCUCACUUCUUACAGAUCCGAAUCCUGAUGAUCCCCUGGUGCCCGAAAUUGCUCAUAUGUAUAAGACGGACAGGACCAAGUAUGAGCAAACUGCUCGGAGCUGGACUCAGAAAUACGCAAUGGGAUAAACAACCCGGGUAAUCCUACUGCUUAUCUUGAUGCAUGUAUAAAACUGUGUUGUCUGUGUUGUUCGUUCUAAAACAUGAAUAUGUCAGAAAACUGAUUCGGUUCGAUAUAUUUUCUUUUUUCUUUUUUCUUUUUGGUUUAAGGAAUUCAUGAUGUUUGCUUCAUCCAAUAUGAACUUUGAAUUGAUUGUUGAAUUUGUAAUGGAAUGGUAAAAAAGGAUUGUUGUGUUUCA
Molecule: messenger RNA, 860 nt
Organism: Andrographis paniculata
Lineage: Eukaryota; Viridiplantae; Streptophyta; Magnoliopsida; Lamiales; Acanthaceae
Product: ubiquitin-conjugating enzyme E2 28-like
Exons: 5
Coding region: 184-630 (148 amino acids)
Biological process (GO): protein polyubiquitination
Cellular component (GO): nucleus
Molecular function (GO): ubiquitin conjugating enzyme activity
Source: RefSeq, a predicted model, not a curated record